UUUUAACGACGACACAAUAACUCAUCUUUCGGAAAAAUGUUACCCACAAAGUUUGUCGUCCAGCCGUCGGAGUCUCUAAAAUGCCCCAUUUGCAGGGAACUUUUCAAAGAUCCGGUUAUUUCAACUCAAUGCGGACAUACGUUUUGCAGAAAUUGCAUUCGAAAUGGAGUUUCUCUUACCGGAAAUGCGACAACGAAAUGUCCUCUUGAUGGAACAAUUUUACAACGAACUCACUUAGUGUCGAACUUAGCAGUACGAGGCCAGAUAGAAGACUUGUUGAUACACUGUAGGCACGGUUUAACACGAUCUGAUUCGGAAGAAGACUUUGAUAUAGACAGUAGUGGUUGUCAAGAGAGAAUUUCAUUUGGUCGACGGCGAGAACAUGAAGAUCUCUGCGGAUUCGCUUUGGUCCCUUGUCCAAACAGCUCAAAUCAAUGCGGAAAGUUUCGUCGUAAAUGCUUGGAGGAACACUUGAAAGUUUGUGCUCAGUACCGCUGUCAGUAUAGUGUCAAGGGUAUGUAAUUUGGUCGGUCUUGUCAGUUAUACUCUGAAUAUAUUUUGGGAAAAACUUGAAAAAUUAAAAUUUAAUUCAGUUUGUCGUUUCCCUGUCAUUAGAUUCGCAGUUCAUCAUAAUUUAGUAGGUAAUUAAAAAAACAUGGAAUGUGUUAUGCAUAAUUUUAACAGAUUGCGUACUUUAAGGUCCUCUAUCAAUAUCAGAAAGGCAGUUAACUGUCUUUUUCUCAUGAUAGCCUACUGGGCCCUGGCCAAGAAAUUGUAAUUUAGGUAAUUUGGUUUUAUAGGCUAGAGCAGCAACUUGCACCUUUCAGAUUACACUUUGGAAAUGUGAGUUUGUACAGUUUCAAUGUAGUCGUCUGUAAUGAUAUUAUAACUCCUCCAAGGUUGUGAACAUGUUGGAACUAAACAGAAUGUGGAAGAACAUGCAGAAGAAUGUAAAUUUAAACACAGCUCAGACCUGAUUAAGUGCCAAGCUCUCCAUUCUGAGGUACAGUAUGGCAACUUCAUUUUGUCAACUCAUUAAUGAUUAAAUAUGAAUUCCAUCCCUUUGGUGAUCUUUAUUCAAACCUUUAUUAGAAAUUUUUACAAUCCUACAACAAGGAGCCAUCAUGUGAGACAAAAUAUCCUACUUUAAGAACUGGUAAAAAUGCUGUUUACAUCAAAUUCAGAAAUGAUGCUAACUACUGAAAUAUUUAAAUGAUGCCAUUUUGAAUUUCUCACUGGAAUCAAUGCCAACAAUUUUAUGUGGUAAUGAGCUCCAGUUGUUGACAGUUCUGUAAAGAGGGGGGCAUUGGGGCCUACUAGAAACCCCAAAAACUGUAGAGAAAAAUUCAAUCCAAAACCAGAAAACUGAAAAAAAAAUCUGAUCAAAACCGAAAACUGCAUAUUAAACCAUCAAAACUGAUACAUUUUCACAUCCUAGUUAAAUCAUCCUGAUCAAUCUGAUACAGUGGUGACAAGUGGAGCAUACAGAGUAAACUACACUAAUUUCAUUACAGUAUUUGUGAAUACCAUGGACUUAGCAUUCAUAUAUUCUAGUACCUGCUUAAAUUAUAUGGUCUAUUUUAGCUGCUCUCUUGAGGUCUCUGCGGACUCAGCGGCUGGUAAUGGAGCCCAGUUAAAUUAGAGAAAUUUGCACCAAAGUCUUCUAGAGUCCUCUAUGGGAUUGCAAUUUUUACUUUGCAUCUAACCUUGUUUUUCUUUCUGAAAUUCUUGCUGUCUUUCCCCUCUUCAUAAAAAAAAAGUGACCUUCUUCCCUUGCUAGCACGUUUGGCAGGUAGGAAGACAUGGUUCGCAAACUGAUCAACCUUGAACUAAGUGCUCCACAUUGCAAGGUCAAAGUCUUGGCCAUCAUUCAAGAUGCAUGAACCCCUAGGGAUGGUCAGAGUCUUGGGUGUUAUUCAAGAUGCUUGAACCCCCUUAGGGAUCCCUGGGAUAUUUCACGCAUUUUUCUCAACAUUUGCAUUUAGCAAGAUCAGUGGAGGUGCAUAAUUGCCACUCAGAUCAAAGAGAAACUGGUACCUAAAUUGGUCAAAUAGGAAAAAUGGAAACCGUAUCAGAUAUCAAAUCCGAAAACCCAUUAUUUUCGUAAAAACCAAAUACUAAAAAAUGGAAAAUCCAUAAACUGUGACAAACACCAAAGCUGAAAAACCAAAGAUUUUUGACACAAAAAUGGAAAAAACGAUCUAAAAAAAUAGCAAAAACCUCAAAAUGGAAAAUCCCAAUGCCCCCCUCUACAAAGGCAAAUAUGCGAAAUGAAUCAUUUGCUAUUCUGAAUGGUGAUGUUGUGGUCUAAUUGUGAGAGUGAAAUGUUUCAGUCCUAAAGAAGACUUUUCCAUGACAGUGACUGCCGUUUUUACCACAUGAGUGGAAGGAAACAUGUAACUCUGACAAUUAGAACACAUCUUGUUCAGAUUUUACUACCCUGACUGGGUUUAAGCAAUUUAUUGUUUACUUUAAAUGUUGUACCCACCAGGUGGAUGUGUUAUAGGGAAUAUUUGACUGAUAUACGUUUCUAGAAAUUCAAAACUUUUUUUAUCAAAGAUUUGUUUUGCCAUCAAAUUACAUUUACUUUGUUCAAGUGGAUUUGCUUCUUUUUGAGGAAGUUCCCUACAACUGUGCAUUGUAUUUCAGAUUGUGAUUUUAAUAGUCUUGAUACAUAAACACAAUAAAACUAAGUUUCUAAUUGUAAACAGAAUGAUAACUUGUCCUGUUAUUAGUCUGAAAGUAGCACAAAGGGUGACCCUGAUGUUUUGAUGCAGUGUUAUGAUCAAGAAUGAUGAGUGUGCCUAAUUAAAUUUGUUGCAGUAUCAAUCAUCUAAUCUUUGUUGCACUGAUUUCAGUCCUCUGAAGAACUAAGAUCAUCAAUAAAGGUCCUUUCAGAUAGAGUGUCAUGGCUAGAGAGCCAUCAGGAUGCUUUAGUGACACAAGUUGAACAAUGCAAUAGGUUGGUAAAUUAGAAGAGCAAUUAUCAUGGUUAUUAUUUUUCCUGUUCAGCAUUUAAUUUAUGGUGGUAGUAGUUUACAAAAAGUUAAAAAAUAAUGACCAUAAAAAAUUAAAAGGGGGGAGGUGUGGUGAGAAAGCUUUAUCCAUUGAAAGUUAUUAUGGAAUUGAGUCUCUAUAAUUUUUCCAGUUUUGUCAUUGGUAUCUCCAUGCAGAUUCACAGCAAAUACCACCUCUAACCUCAUAAGUUACUCACAGUCUAAAUGACUUAAGCAUAGAAAGUCAUGUAUCCGAGUGAUGUGUUCAAGUAUGAUAAAAUCAUUCUCUUUGUUUUCUAUCAGUGCUGUUUCCAGAUUGUCAGAAACAGUAGAAGACCUAGCAUUUCAAGUGGAACAACUUUCAGUUAUUCUGAAGCGAUCAUCACUUUAUCGUGAAACAUCAAUUACCUCCAUCCCUGAAACAAUCAACAGUUCUCAGAGUACAAGCCCUGAUGAUACCACUUCAUAUUCUCAUGCACAUAAAUCACUCGUCAGACUCAAGACAUCACCAGCAGCACACCAAGAUGUUUGGGGCAUACCUUGCGUCUUCAAGUGUAUUGGCACCUUGAGGUGUUUUACAGUAAUUUUUAGUCACUGAUAAAGUUGUCUGUGAACAGUGAAUUGUUUCAACUUGGAGUAAUGUUUGAUCAUGUAGAGUGAUUGUCUGUCUGGAUCCCCCAAUUGAGAUUUUUCUUUAUUCUCAUUACCUUUUUGCUUGAUUUUGUAUUGUUAUUGUAAGGAGAAAUUCUGUCAUGGUUUGAGAAAAUAGAAAAUUAUUAAUUAUUGAUAAUUAUCUAUGGUGAUAUUCAUGUUUGAUAAGUUUUUUCGCUAAGCUGGGAAAUGUCAACAAGUUUUUAUUACUUUUUUUGACUACAUUGAAAUCCUGGUGUUUGCCAGAAAUUUCCCAGGGGAGCAUAUCUCCAAAUCCCUCUAGUUUCUUGUGCCUUUGGCACUUAUCAUCGCGGCUAUUGCACCACCAUUACACAUAUUCUCAGUUAUGCCUCACCAAGGAAAAAAAUUCCUGAUGCUGCCCUGGUGAAGAGAGUAAUUAUCUAAUGAUUUUUGCAUUUCUCAGUGAAAAAAGUAUCAAAUGUCAGGUUUUGUCAUUACUUUGUUUAAAGAACAAGAAGAUUAUCAGAAAUAAAUUUAUAGGUGUUAAUACUAUCUGUGUGUUUGUUAACUAAUUAGGAGAUGAUAUGAGUAAGUUUAUAUUCUUGAGUAAAAAUUUCAAAUUAGGAAGUAAGGGUUUUUCUAGUUAGGAGGAGGUACUGUGGUGUUGGUUUUGAUUACAUCCUAACUCAAACUUUUUUCAGGGGUCAUCGUGGUACUAUCUGGUCCAUGGUGUCAAAAGGCCAUCGUCUUUUUAGUGCUGGUGGAGAUCAAGUUAUCAAGGUUUGGAACAUGGAGAAUGUGCGGCUAGCAAAAUGUACAGAAGUCCUGGAAGGGCACGCUGAUGAUGUAAGUAAGGAGUGCUUUUUCUAACAAUAUAUUUAUGAUCAUCAACCAUGAACUUGUUGGUGACACCUAGAUCUUGGUUAAAAUUUUAUGGUGAUCAUGCUUUUUUGAUCUGCACCCCUAAAUUUUGGAAAAAUCUUCCAGAGCAUUUAAAAUGUAGUCUAAAUCUUACAUCUUUUAAGAGCAGCCUUAAAACGUAUCUUUUGAAGCUCUAUUUUAAUUUGUAGUUUUGCUCUAGUAUUUUUCUGAUUUAUUUACUAAGUUACUGCUUUAGACAUUUUAUUGUAAAGCACCUUAAAGCUCUAUAAUAGGGUGUUAUAGAAAUUGUUUUAUUAUUGUUAUUAUUAUUAUAUUAUAUGAUUGCACCUGUAAUCACAAUCAGUGGGUAAUGUUACUUUUAUUUGUCUUUGGUUAUGAUCAUGAUGUAUGAUAACUACUGUAAAACUACACUGUAAGUGAAAUACACUGUAAGUGUUUGUUCUGGUCAGGGGAUAAUUCAUUGCUUUCAGGUUGACAGACAGCAAUUAUAUGACUGGUGAAGGAUUAAAUGAAAGUGCUGCCUAAAUAUUAUUUUCUUAGGCUUUAAACUUAUACUGUGUUGAAAUUUUUUUUUUCUUCUCUCUCUUAAGAUUCACACCAUGUGUGUUGGAGGUGGAAAACUAUAUAGUGCAGGAUCUGAUCAGGCAAUUAUUUCAUGGAACUUGGAAAAUUUAACUCUACAUAAAAAAAUAGAGGUUUGUUAUCAUAUAUUGUUACAUAUACCUGAUACUUUUGCAUAUUGGUGAGACUUUUUGUUUUAUUUCUUUUGUAGGUGUGGUGGGUUUUGACUUUAUUCUCUUAUUUUCUAAUUUUUUUUUCAGAAUGCCCAUGACAAUAUUAUAUGUGCUAUUGUUUACAAUGGGCAGUACCUCUUCACAUCUUCACAUUCUUGCAUUAAGGUAGCCCUGUUGAAUCUUAUUAAAUCAUUUGAUUUUAUAAAUUUCUCACUUCUGCUUUUACCUGUAAUGGUCGUUAUUUGAUAAAAUGUCCCAUCUUUAGGUGAAAGACUUCUCUAAUAGAUAAAUUUUUGGCUAUCCAACUGGCCAAUGGAUUCCAUGUUGUUGUGAAACUGUUCAGUAUAAUUAUAAUAGAUGAUUGAUUACAUAAGAUGAGACAAGAACAAAAAAGUUACACAUGAGGCACAGCCAAAAGUGUUAGUAUCAUUGUCAACAUGGAGUCUAUCGAUAUUUGUUUUAUUUACUAAAGAAGCAAAAUGAUGUCAAUAGUGAUGUUGAUCAUGGAUGAUAACCAAUCAAAAUGUACGUAUAAACCAGCUUAUUGUAUAAUCUGAAAAUUUUACAGGUUUGGGAUGCUUCUAGUCUGGAAGAAGUACAUGAGAUGACAGACCUUCAUCACUGGGUCCGAGCGCUGGCUUUGGACGCUAAAAGAGUUAGUUUUUUCUUAUUUUUGUUGCAUAUAGAGCGUAUUUUGACCGAGAGUCUUGAAUACAGAACGGAAGUAAUCACGACAGCCAAUCAGAACAAAGAAAAAUAUUGCAAAAAGCCUAUGAGAACUCAAAGUUAAAACAAGCAAAUUACUUGAAGCAGGGGAAAACGCAGGUAGCCAAAUCGUAAUCCGUUUUGGUUUUGAAUCUGAUUGGUUAAGAAAGUGGGAAAGUCAGUGUGGACCAAUCACAUUAUUACGUGAUAUUUCUUGGUCGGCGUGUUUUAAGAAUUUUUUAGUUCGAUCCGAGUAGUAUAUAAACUAAAGCAUAUUACUUUCUCAAUUCUCAUAACAACUUUGCUUGUCACUGUACUGGAAAUGAGAGGAGACUUUUCAUGCCGAUCAUUCCUUGGUUUCAAGUGUACUUCAAUUUAAGUGAAAAGUUCAGUCUCAAUUGUCAAGUUGAUGUUUUCUGUUUAUGUUUUCAGGAGAAGCUUUACAGUGGAUCUCACAAUGUAGUCCACAUAUGGGAUGCCACAGGCUCGUUUGAUCUCCGAGGAACCAUCGAUCACUCUCUGGGCUCUGUGUAUUCGUUGGCUGUCACUAAGCACUUUAUUCUUGUUGGUGAGUUUCCCACACUCGUUAUGGUGGUAUAUAAUCGUAAUUUUAGUCUUAAGUUCGGACGUGGAAAAUUACCUUCAACGUGAAAAAAAGCAAGAAAAUAUUAAUUUGGCAAUAUAAAAAAAACAAAGAAUGGAAAGAAGGAUUAAAAUAGGGAUGAGAAUUGCAAACGAAAAGAUGUCUAAUUAUACAGUUAUAAAGGAAUCUGUAACUUUUGGGGGAAAGGAAAUGAACCCAGCUCUCCUUUUUUUCUCUCUUCUAGUCCCAGGCUGGUAAUUUACUGAUCAAACUUUGUUCAUGUUAAAGGUCGAUAAUGCAUAAAAUGUUUUUAUUAUGGAAGACAUUACUCCCAGUCAAUAAUUGCCAUUAAAAGCGUAUCUUCUCUGCAUAAACACUACUAUAGUUCCUAGAGGAACCACCGUCCCUUUCACUCUCUCUCUCUUAGGUACGUACAACCAGAACAUUCACGUUUAUGAUGUAAACACCUACCAGUCCAUCAAGGCUCUUGUUGGUCAUAUUGGCACAGUCACGGGACUGGCGCCAGCAGUGACGGGAAAGCUGUUGUUCUCGGCCUCCUAUGACACAACAGUACAGGUACAGUCACGUGGUAUCAUUUCGUUUGUUUAGCUAUAAAGAGAAUGAUUCGCUCUAUUCCUCACUCGUCAGACUUGGGCGCAUGCUCCUAACUGGCAGGAUCAGGAGCUGUCACAUGCCCUCGUGAAAGGAACUCCCUUAAUAACCAGUCUCAACCCACUCACUCCCAAGAUCUGAUUAUUAAUUCUCUCCAUAGCUGCUACUCAAUUACCUCUAAAUUAGUUGUGAGAAUGUGGUGUUGGAGGAAGAUAACAACUUCUACCUGAUAUCUUUGAGUAUUCUCAUUUCCUGUUUGCUGGAUAAUGUAUGAUAUUAUAGGCAGAAAUUACAUGUUAAUCAAUACUUGGAACUAAGGCUAGGUUUAAAAUAUUCUCAGUUCAAGAUUCCUGGAGUUUCGGGGUAAUUUUUGUUUUCUAUCAGGUGUGGAAUCUGGAUACUAUGUUACCAAUGCAAACACUCUCAAGACACGAAGGGAGCGUCAACUGUGUUGUUAUUCAUAAAGAUAUGCUUCUGUCAGGCUCAGAGGAUAUGGAGAUAAAGGUAUGUUCAUUAGUACUAUUAUUUUGAGACUCCGUUUGAGAAGGGGCUCUUCUAUCAGUUACAGGUGAUAUAGAGUUUGCAUACAUCACAGUUGAGAUGUGACUCAAGAAACAUUUUAUAAGCUGUUCGCAUCACUGCUCUGCCUGUAUGCAACGCUGAUCUAUCGCGGGCUACUUCCCAGCAUUUCGUUAGAUCCCUUCGUCAGGUCGCUGGUGACCUCUUACUACAGGCUGGAGAAAUGUGCUAUCAUAGUUUGGUGUAUUGCGAAGAUACAUGUAAACAACCGCAGUAACCACCCCAAACACUCAAGCCACAGUUCAGUCCCUUUCCAGUAAUUCGCAACUGUUUUAAUUUUUCUUUCUCAAGGUGUUCAAGUACUUCAAAGCGGAAUAAACUCUCGACUCGUCUUCAUUGUAGUCACCAUCAUCAGCAACAACAACUGAAACAAACGUAACCCUUCACUGCCAAGAUCUCAUUAAUAAUUUUCCUUACUGUCUGUCGCACAAUUCUUGUGCUGUUAGUUCGGGGAAUUUGAUAUUAGCUCAACUAAUAAUCCCCCAAUUGAAAUUCUUCUCACCUGUCUACCUGAUAUUGUAUCGACAUUGCAAGGAGAAAUUAUGCCUUGGUCAGUCAUGGGAGUCAUAGCGUUCAUAUAACUUGACAAUAUUAUUUUCAUAAUUUAUUGUUGUAACAGUAAGACACAACGUCGCUUUAAACGCGAAAUGAAUUAUUACAGUCCCGUUAGUGCUUGGAAAAUCGAAGAUGAGACCAAAGACGGGAGCUUCCGUCAACACCGUUCACAAUCUUUUGUUUUUGCGUUCAAACAUUCUUGAAAAAAUCAACGGGAAAGUUUCCUGGCCAGUCAUUUUAGAUGGAUUUUGAUAAAAUCGUUAGGACCAAAACAUUUAAAAAAGAAGUAUGUCGGGUUCUUUAACCAGUAUCUUCCAACAACAAAGGUUUUAAUUUUAAUUCAGGCCUGUUUUAACAAAGAGAUUUCGGUGACUAUCAGAAAAGAUGAUGAAAACUGUUCACCGAAAGUUACUCGAUGCGUUUUAUAUGAAUAGCAUCUUUUAUGUUAUUUUUUUAAUAAAUCUGAAUUUUGUG
Pocillopora meandrina is the source of this 8732-nucleotide messenger RNA. Lineage: Eukaryota; Metazoa; Cnidaria; Anthozoa; Scleractinia; Pocilloporidae. The record is from the annotation of a GenBank genome assembly.